Messenger RNA from Momordica charantia (bitter melon), 938 nucleotides. RefSeq names its product glycine-rich RNA-binding protein 4, mitochondrial. Gene Ontology annotation, molecular function: RNA binding. The record is from RefSeq and is a predicted model, not a curated record. NCBI's taxonomy places the organism in Eukaryota, Viridiplantae, Streptophyta, Magnoliopsida, Cucurbitales, Cucurbitaceae.
AUAGCUCUUACUUAUAUCGCUCUUUCAUUUCGGCUGUCCCAAAACCCUUCUUCAAUCUUAGGGUUUAAGCUCGACUGUAAGAGGAAGGAAGAAACAGCCAGUGAAGGUCGUCAACAUGGCUUUUCUUAGUAAAGUUGGAAAAAUAUUUAGCCAGAGUUCAACACGGAUCGGCUCAGAUUUGCGGCCUUCCAUCUUUCAAACUAUUAGAUUCAUGUCAAGUUCGAAAGUUUUUGUUGGAGGCCUUUCAUAUGGUACUGAUGACCAGAGUCUGAGGGAAGCGUUUACAAAGUAUGGGGAUGUAGUUGAAGCGAGAGUUAUAUUGGAUCGUGAUACUGGUAGAUCCAGAGGCUUUGGGUUUGUCACCUUUAAUGCCAAUGAAGAAGCCUCCAGUGCUAUCCAAGCACUGGAUGGGCAGGAUCUUGAUGGUCGUCGCAUUAGGGUCAACUUUGCAACUGAAAGGUCUCGUGGUGGCUUUGGAGGAGGGGGUGGUGGGUAUGGGGGUGGAGGUUAUGGUGGUGGUGGCAAUGCUGGCUAUGGUGGUGGUGGUGGUUAUGGUCGAGGGGGUGGAGGUUAUGGUUCGAGCUAUGCUGCUAACGAUCAAUCUCAAAGCUUUAGUGGAGAUGGAGAUGGAAAUCAGGAUGAUUUUUUGGGAGGAGGAAAGUAUAGAGACGAGGAUGAUAACAACGAUGACUAUGCUAAAAGGGCUUGAGGGAUCUGCUUGCUUUAUGUGAAAAUGACUGCUUUUAGUGUUAUAUCUUGUGCCUCCUUGUAUUGCUGAAUCCCAAGCCUUGCGAUGAUUUUUAUCUUGUCAUGGACAUGUGAUUGAAAUUAGAAAAGUGGUUCAGAGAAUUGACUUCCGAAUCCAAAUCCCAAUUUUUAUUGGAUGGAUGAGAGUGCCUUUGUUUUGUUUAGGGAAUGAGAAUGAAUAAUUCUCUCUA